Prunus armeniaca (apricot) is the source of this 219-nucleotide messenger RNA. NCBI's taxonomy places the organism in Eukaryota, Viridiplantae, Streptophyta, Magnoliopsida, Rosales, Rosaceae. The record is from the annotation of a GenBank genome assembly.
AUGACAUCCUUCAGGGCUUUUCCUGUGGCACCAACCGAUACAAUCUCCACUCAGACGAGGUUACAAGGAAGUUUGAGGGUCACGCCAAAAGAGUCACUAGGUAGCCUUGCCUUCUCGAACGCUCUGAACGUACUAGUUUCUUCUGGCGCUGCAUGCAUAUUGGAAACUACAAUUACUUUCAGACAUGGCUUCUACUCUAAUGUGACUUCUGUUAUUUAA